CUCUAAGCAUUGGAUACACAGCUUGUAUAUGGGUUGCUGAUAAAUGAAGAUGGGCAAACUACAGAAUGACGACCCGGCAGACCACAAGAAGGGAAACUCUGCCACGCCAGUCACAGCCUGUCUGUUGAGCGCAGCCUUCUUCGGUGCCCUGGGGUCAUCUUUCCUUUAUGGGUACAACCUCUCUGUGGUCAAUGCGCCUGCUCUGUACAUUAGAGAUUUCUACAAUAAAACAUGGAUUGAGAGAUACGGGGAGCCUGUUGCAGCAGAGACAGCCACCCUCCUCUGGUCUCUCACAGUGUCCAUAUUUGCUAUCGGAGGUCUUCUGGGAGCUCUGUCAGCCUCUUUUCUUAUGAAAGUAUUUGGAAGGUAUAGCUCUCAGCGCCCUCCCCAUGUAUCUGGGAGAAAUUUCUCCAAGACAUAUCAGAGGUUCUAUUGGCCAGUUCAACUCCAUCCUGAUCUGCUUGGGAGUGUUUACAGGGCAGGUGCUUGGACUGCCACAGCUGCUGGGCAAGGAGUCCAGAUGGAAUUACCUGUUUUCCUUCUUGGCUUUGCCAGCAAUGCUGCAGCUGUGUGUGUUGCCUUUCCUCCCAGAGAGUCCUCGCUUCCUGCUGAUGGAGAGGAGGAAUGAGGCUGCAGCAGAAAGAGCCUUUCAGAGGCUUUUGGGAAAGAAGGAUGUGUCCAAAGAGCUGGAAGAGGUUCAUGCAGAGGCUCGAGCUCAGGACAACGUACACACCGUCUCUAUGUUACAGCUGCUGAAGACUCCAGCUGUUCGCUGGCAGCUCAUCACUAUCAUCGUCACAAUGUCCUGUUAUCAGCUUUGUGGCCUUAAUGCUAUUUGGUACUACACCAAUGGGAUCCUACGGGAAGCAGGCUUUGCUGAGAACAUUCUCCCCUACGUAACCCUGAGCACAGGGGCUACAGAGACUUUGGCUGCCAUCAUCUCAGGUUUAGUGAUAGAACGAAUUGGAAGGAAACCUCUCCUCAUAUUUGGUUUUUCUGCCAUGGCUGUGUUCUUCAGUUUGCUCACAGUGUUCCUCAAUUUCCAGGACAGUGUGUCAUGGAUGCCCUACCUCAGUUACAUCUGUUUACUGGCUGUGAUUGCGUCCUUUUGCUCUGGGCCAGGUGGCAUCCCCUUUGUACUGACAGGGGAACUGUUUGAACAGUCCUACAGACCUGCCGCCUUCAUGAUCGCUGGCAUCGUAAACUGGCUGUCCAACUUUGCUGUUGGCCUUCUGUUCCCAUUCCUUCAAGAGGCUCUGCAGUCAUAUACCUUUCUGGUGUUUGUUGCCGUAUGCAUCGUGGGAUCAAUCUAUCUCCAUAUCGUCCUCCCUGAAACCAAAAAUAAAACAUUCAUGGACAUCAGCCAGAGUUUUGCCAAGAUCAACAAAAUCCCUGCUCCCUCCCCCAGCCAAGAAAUGGAGCUGGUUCUUUCCUUUAAGCCUGACGUGAACGAUAAAGUACGAGAUAUGUCAAAGAUGGAGAGUUCUAUCUAAGUGAAGAAACUGCAUUAAUUAUGGAGAAGCAGGGUUGAAAAAUAAACUGGAAGUUGUUGUUUGUAAAUAUUUAUUUAAUGACUGUGAUCGGUGAAAAGAAAAUCCAUGCUUUUGGGCAGUUUUAAUGUGCUUUGUGUCGGUUUUGUAUGCUUGGAUUGUUUUAGGAAUGUUGUAUUUCAGUUGACAAUAAUGUUUUGUUUAUGUCUCUCAUCAAAAUAAAAAUAAAUCCUGUUCUGUUU
This is a messenger RNA of Scomber scombrus (Atlantic mackerel), 1732 nucleotides long. RefSeq names its product solute carrier family 2 member 9, like 2 (gene slc2a9l2). NCBI's taxonomy places the organism in Eukaryota, Metazoa, Chordata, Actinopteri, Scombriformes, Scombridae. Gene Ontology annotation, molecular function: hexose transmembrane transporter activity. Gene Ontology annotation, biological process: monosaccharide transmembrane transport. The record is from RefSeq and is a predicted model, not a curated record. Gene Ontology annotation, cellular component: membrane.